AUGUGGUGGCCGGCGGGGGGCACCUCACCCGUCACGGGAGAUAUGGUGGCCGGCGGGGGGCACCUCCACCCGUCACGGGAGAUGUGGUGGCCGGCGGGGGGCACCUCACCCGUCACGGGAGAUAUGUGGUGGCCGGCGGGGGCACCUCACCAGUCACGGGGAAUGUGGUGGCCGGCGGGGGCACCUCACCGUCACGGGAGAUGUUGUGGCGGCGGGGGCCUCACCAGUCACGGAGAUGUGGUGGCCGGCGGGGCACCUCACGUCAGGUGUCGUGGCCGGCGGGGGCCUCGUCACGAUGUGGUGUGGCCGGCGGGCACCUCACCGUCACGGGAAUGGUGGCCGGCGGGGGCCUCACCAGUCCGGAGAUGUGGUGGCCGGCGGGGCACCUACCGUGCGGAGAUGGUGGCCGGCGGGGGGCACCUCCAGUCACGGGAGAUGUGGUGGCCGGCGGGGCACCUCACCAGUCACGGGAGAUGUGGUGGCCGGCCGGGGGGGCACCUCACCAGUCACGGGAAUGUGGUGGCCGGCGGGGGCACCUCCAGUCACGGGAGAUGUGGCGGCCGGCGGGGGGCACCUCACAGUCACAGAGAUGUGGUGGCCGGCGGGGGGGGCACCUCACCAGUCACGGGAGAUGUGGUGGCCGGCGGGGGGGCACCCACCAGUCCGGAAUGUGUGGCCGGCGGGCACCUCACCAGUCACGGGAGAUGUGGUGGCCGGCGGGGGGGCACCUCAGUCACAGGAGAUGUGGUGGCCGGCGGGGACCUCACAGUCCAGAAGAUGUGGUGGCCGGCGGGGACUCACCAGUCGGGAGAUGUGGGGUGCGCUGGCCGGGGGGGCUUCUCCAGUCACGGGGUGUGGUGGCCAGCAGGUGAUCCGGGGAUAGGAAGUGGCUUGGGAGGAAGAGGACAGGAAGUGACCGUCCGGUGGAUAGUGGUGGCCGGCCAAAAGGACAAAGUGGUGGCCAGGGGCGUGUUGACAGACGCUGGGUCGUGUGUUUUCUGGAGACAACAACGGGGUGAUGUGUUUGUGAGCGGACAGACAGACAUACACACGGGGGAGGGUAAAGACCUCCAGACUCCACAGGAGAAAACAAUCGCUAAUUGA
Messenger RNA from Homarus americanus (American lobster), 1104 nucleotides. RefSeq names its product loricrin-like. The transcript has a single exon. The record is from RefSeq and is a predicted model, not a curated record. Bases 1 to 1104 code for a protein of 367 amino acids. NCBI's taxonomy places the organism in Eukaryota, Metazoa, Arthropoda, Malacostraca, Decapoda, Nephropidae.